AUGAUUCAGUCUAUUCGGAUCUACGCUAACGAUAUUGGGAAUGAUCUGGCGAAGAAAGAUGAGAACUUCAUCAGAGCGAACCUAGACUGAGCCCUGGCGGUAUGAUGUGACUUAUGAUAAGAUGACCAGCCAUCCCAGGACGAGCAAACCUAGAUUACCCGAGGCAUAUACUGACGGACAGCUCAUCUUUCUGCGAAGUCACGUUGGCGACUUUGAGACUCGCACUUGUUGGCGCGUCGCGCUAGACCGUGCUGAUGAGUUCCUUGUCCGUUUCGGCACGCUAGAGGACCUGAUACUGAUAAGAUGUAUUGAUGGCGAAGUUAGCAAAUAUGCAAUUGGUACAAGAAUACCACAGGCCGGAAGAACUAGAUCCAAGUAGGCUGCUAUUGGAAAAGGUUUGGAUCAAUUUCAUAAUCGGUCACACUUGUUGAUUAGGUCUUAGUUACAGCAAAGUUACAGCCUUUUGAUUUGGUAUAUAGGAGCUU
This is a messenger RNA of Suillus discolor, 485 nucleotides long. RefSeq lists its product as uncharacterized. The transcript is spliced from 2 exons. The record is from RefSeq and is a predicted model, not a curated record. NCBI's taxonomy places the organism in Eukaryota, Fungi, Basidiomycota, Agaricomycetes, Boletales, Suillaceae. The coding region runs from base 122 to 379 and encodes 85 amino acids.